Messenger RNA from Columba livia (rock pigeon), 1945 nucleotides. RefSeq names its product DND microRNA-mediated repression inhibitor 1 (gene DND1). Gene Ontology annotation, cellular component: nucleus; cytoplasm. Lineage: Eukaryota; Metazoa; Chordata; Aves; Columbiformes; Columbidae. Bases 136 to 1281 code for a protein of 381 amino acids. Gene Ontology annotation, biological process: mRNA stabilization; negative regulation of miRNA-mediated gene silencing; germ cell development. The transcript is spliced from 5 exons. Gene Ontology annotation, molecular function: mRNA binding. The record is from RefSeq and is a predicted model, not a curated record.
GGCCGGAGCCCCCCGAGCAGCCCCAGCCGGGGCUGAACCGGGUGCCUCGGCCUCCUGCGGGUGCCUGUGGUCCCGAGGUUCCCCCCGCUGCCGCCCCACGCGUUUUGCCGCUUCCCCGCGUGGAACGAACGCGGGAUGGGCGGGCGCUGCCGGGUCCCUGUGCCCCGCCCGGGGCGGAGCGGUCGCGGCGCGAUGGGCGGAGCGGCGGCGCUGGAACCUUCCAGAGCGCGGCCCGGGCGGCGAGGAGCAGCAGGAGCGGCAGCCGCGGCGAUGGAGGCGGAGAUGUGGACCAACAGUAUCAACCAGGCCAACAAGAUGGCCCUGCGUGCCUGGGCGAAAGAAACCGGCAUCAACCUGGUGCAGGUCAACGGGCAGAGGCGAUACGGUGGCCCCCCGCCAGGCUGGGUGGGCGGCCCCCCGCCGGCCGGCACCGAGGUCUUCAUCGGGAAGCUGCCGCAGGACGUGUACGAGAACGCGCUGAUCCCGCUGUUCCAGAGCGUGGGGAAGCUCUACGAGUUCCGCCUCAUGAUGACCUUCAGCGGGCUCAACCGCGGCUUCGCCUAUGCCAAGUACGGCAACCAGCGCGACGCCAAGGAGGCCAUCACGGCCUUGCACAACUUCGAGGUGCGGGAGGGCUGCGCCAUCGUGGUGUGCCGGAGCACGGAGAAGUGCGAGCUGAGCGUGGACGGCCUGGCCGCCUCGGUGAGCCGGCAGGAGCUGGAGGCCGUGCUGCGGCGGGUCACCGAGGGCGUCCUCAGUGUCACCCUGCACGUCAGCCCCUGCCAGAAACAGGCCCAGCUCGCUGUGCUGAAGUACAGCUCGCACCAGGCUGCUGCCAUGGCCAAGAAAACGCUCACGGAAGGGAACGUAAAGCUCCGCGGGGUGCAGAUGAGGGUGAACUGGCUGAAACCCGACUUGAAGCAGAAGCUGCAGUCCUGCAAGGAGAAGCCACCGUCCAGCUUGGUUCCAGGUGGCAAGUGCCCGGAGGUCCCCAAGCCGGUGCCUCUGUCCCCCGUGUUGUGUAAUGCCGUGGAGCGCCUGCACGCCGUGUGCCGGCGGCAGCACCUGGGCACACCCCUGUUCCUCACCAAGUUCGUCCAGGCCAACCCCAAAGGGUGGCAGCGGUUCUGGUGCCAGGUGGUGAUCCCAGGGUUCCCCGUGCCCUUCAGCGGCUUCACGUGGGUGCGGCAGGACAGGCCAGGCAGGAGCGGGCACGAGGAAGCGAAGGUCGCGGUGGCACUGCACGUUCUCCGGGCUCUGGCAGCCGGCCAGCUGACGUAGGCGGGUCUGCCCGAGCCACCAGCUGAACCUGAGACACCAGCCUUGGUGGCCGCAGGAGCGGCGUGCGAGCCUCGCUGGGGACCUGGUCCUGUUCCAGCUGCCGUUUGAGUUUGUUGGGGUUUGUUUUGAGAGCCGGCUUGGGAAGAUGGGGCUGCUGUGCUGGCCUGGUCUGUGACAGCUGCCCUGUCCCCAGCUGGCCUUUGGGGACAGUUCUGUUUUUUGGGGACAUAGGUUUACCUGCCCAAGUUUGGCUUUUAUGUUGUUUUGUGUUGCUCUGCUGUGGUGGAGGGGCCUAGUGCAGGUCUUGGGAGAAGCAGCAGCUGCUUGGAGAGCCUUGUCAGUGUUGGCUGGGGACACAGAGGGGACCUUGGGGACUGGUCUGAGCUCACCAGGGGACCAUGUGUGGCCUCGGUUGGUGUGCCAGGUUCCUGUGGAACGGCCUCCAGGGAGGACAGGGCUGUACCAAGGACUGUCUUGGUGAAGGUGGCACAUCCCCGGGCUGGUGGAGCUGCUGCUUAGCGAGAGGAGAGCCUGGGCCGGGGUGCAGGGCUGCCUGCGGCGCGGGGCAGCAGCUGCGGGGCAUCGGCUGCCCAUGAAUGAUCCCUCGGGACAGGGAGGUCCAGCCGCCUGCUGUUCAUUUUGUAUUAAAGGAGCCUGAAAAGCG